This is a messenger RNA of Myzus persicae (green peach aphid), 2779 nucleotides long. Its product is annotated as UDP-glucuronosyltransferase 2C1-like. Gene Ontology annotation, molecular function: UDP-glycosyltransferase activity. Lineage: Eukaryota; Metazoa; Arthropoda; Insecta; Hemiptera; Aphididae. The coding region runs from base 1200 to 2738 and encodes 512 amino acids. The record is from RefSeq and is a predicted model, not a curated record. The transcript is spliced from 5 exons.
ACAAUUUUAAGUAUUUACAGUUCUUAUGUUUUGAGUUUCAUCAAAAAAACAAAAUUGAUUAUGUCAAAAAAUGGGUUUGCUUAAAAAAUUUUAUUUUUCUCCGCACAUUUGAAAACUACUGGAAAUUUCUUACUUUUGAUAUCCUCAAUCCUCCUUAAAGUGCCUACUAGGUUCUCUUCUCUACUAGAAAGAUUCUGAAGCAUUAUAAAAUUAGAACAUUUUUACCGUCCCAAUACUGCAGAUGGAACGAGCCAACGGGGACAUGACCGCUUUAGCCCUCUUGCAGUACGCCACUGCAUACACAAAAUGUAAAAUAAUAUUAAUUAUGAAAUAGUUAUCUAAGGACUGAAGCGAUGCGAUAGCAGUUUCUCUCGUAUUAGUUGUACCAGAAGCUAGUGUUAAUAAUAAAAUAAAUACCUACCACAGAAAAAAAAAUGUCCAAUUGUAAAUUAUGGAAAAUAAAUAUGGUACUUUCUUGAAAUAAGGAAAUGGAUUUUUUCGAAUACCUACUAUAGUUUUGUGUAAAAAAUCCGUUUUUCCUUAGUUUUUUUUUUUACUUGCCUGAUUACUUUGAAAAAUACUGGAAAUUCGAGAUCGUAAAUCGUGUACAGAUACAAAAGAAAACAAGUAUAAAAUCCAUACAUUCAUCGCUAUUAUAUUCAAGCGUUAAAGUACAAUGAAAUUUAUAUAUAUUCGAGCCUUAUAUUAUGAAAUACUGGACUUAACUACUUAAGUGAUUUAAAUUUGUAAUCAUAACUCAAGUCCAAAGUACCUAACAUAUCUGUAGAAGACAUAUUAUAUAAUAUUAUAUAGUAUUCUUGGCACUGUUGUUAUGUGUUUAUAUCAUAUUAUAUACUGUGUUAUUUUACUUUGAACUCGGUAUCAAGGUCUUCGACUGAUUGAAUAUUGUUAUCAAAGUAGCUAGUUUAAUACGUAUUAAAGACUGAAGUGGUAUAUCUAAACCCGUUUUGCCGAGAACAUUACCUACCUAUAUUAGUAUUCUAUAACUGAAUUUUAGUUAUCAGCAUUGAUACAGUGUAGUAGUGCACGAGUUGGUGUCGGGCGAGUCUACACCAAAUUAUGUGUCGAAUUUUUUACUUGCCUGUUCAAUUUGUUUUUAAGGAUCUAAUGACUGUUAAAUGUACUCAAUCUAAGUGAACAAGCCUGCAGUGUAAUAUUAAAAACAAUUUUCGUCCAACAUGUUGCCGAGCAUGUUUUUUUGUUCAGUUUUGUGUAUCGCAGCCUGCACCAUAGUCACAAGGGCCGCAAAUAUAUUAGUAUUUAUGCCGUUGCCGAUGAAAAGCCACUUUCGAGGAUUUCAACCGUUGUUCGAAGAGUUAGCUCACCGAGGACACAAUGUAACGGUAGCUAGUUCAUUCCCUCUAGAUCGUCCGCUCGUCAACUACACAGAUGUAGGGCCAUUCGUUAACAAAGGAAGGCUGAGAAAUGUCAUGGAAUUAGUGCAUAUGAACUUCGUGACGUCUGUCCAAUUAAAAUGGGACCUUGGCAUAAGGAUGUCCGAUUCCGUCAUGUCACACGAGAACAUGAAAAAUUUCGUCCAGUCGAGUUCGAAUUCGUUCGACUUGGUUAUAAUCGAAACGUUCUGCCAAGAGUACACUGUCGCCAUGGGCCACAAAUACAACGCCCCCGUCAUAAAUCUGUCGCCGGCGAUGCCCUGGGUCAGUGUUAGCAAAUGGCUGGACGUCCCUGCCACAUAUUCGUACAUACCGGACAUGUGUUUGCAAUCAACAGGCGAUAUGGGUUUCAUAGAGCGUUUAAAAAACACCAUAAGCGGCCUCAUGCAGUCGUAUGCAGACAAUUUCGUGUAUUUUCCCAAAAUGAAGGAAACGAUGGACACAUACAUCACGUACGACGGUUGGGAGUCCAGGCCUCCGCUCGAGCAAAUGCUGAAAAAUGUCUCCCUAACACUGGUCAACUCAAAUUAUUAUGCGAUUGGUGUCGCCAGACCGUAUCUUCCCGGUAUCGUCGAAGUGGGCGGAAUGCACAUAAAACCCCCGAAUCCUCUACCCGAGAAUCUUCAAAUAUUUUUAGAUGCUGCUGACGAAGGAGCAAUAUUUUUCAGUUUCGGUUCGAUUAUUAAUUUAAAUGACUUACCCAAUGAAAAAUUGGAAAUUGUUUUAAGUGUUAUUCAAAAAUUAAAACAAAAAGUAAUUAUAAAAUGGACACCUAAUGACGGUGUAAAACUGUCUGAAAACAUUAUGACUGGUUCGUGGUUUCCUCAAAACGACAUUUUAGCACAUCCAAACGUUAAACUAUUCAUAACCCAUGGAGGAUUGCAUAGCAUAGAAGAAACCAUUAGUAACGCAAUACCUGUAGUUGGAAUACCAUUUUUUGCUGACCAGUAUUUAAACAUGAAAAUAGCCGAGGAGAAAGGUUAUGGUAAACUUGUAAAUUUUUUUGAAAUGACUGAAGAAUCGUUUGGAAAUGCCGUCAAAGAAUUGCUGUCGAAUGUGAUGUAUAAAGAGACGGCAAAGGUCCAGAGUCAGGUAUUUAAAGAUCAACCAAUGAAACCCUUGGAUCUAGCUGUUUACUGGGUCGAAUAUGUUAUUCGGAAUGGUGGAGCUGAACAUCUUAUAAGUGGCUCAAUAGAGUUAAAUGAUGCACAGUAUUUUUUGUUAGACAUAUCAUUGAUUUUGUUUGUAUUAAUUGGACUGAUCAUUUGGUUAUGUUAUUUGGUAGUGGCAAAAGCAAUAUCCAAAAAAUUAAAUACAGAUUGAUUGUUUUAAAACUUGUUUAAUAAUGUUUUAUAAAACCUUGA